AAAUAGAGAAAGAAGAAAACGGAGCGGGAGUAAAGAAGUAGGAGAGUCGAACGCCUGUGAUCCAAACCAUGUAAACAGAGGAAAUGCUUUCCGUCUGUCAGCAAAGAGGUGUUUUUGUUUCAUCGUGUUUUUUCUAUUACUCCAGCUGCUACAAUAAAUGGAGCUGAUUUAAGUGACAUUAAGUGGCAGUCAUGGCUGAGGAACCAGCAGCAGAAAUCCAGCUACUCAGAAGCCAGAAGGUCAAGCUAAUAGAAAUUCUAAGUGCAGAUGCCGACUUUGUCCUGCAGCAUGCAGACUCUCGCCGUCUGCUGUCUCCUCACGGCUACCAGCAGGUGAAAGCUUGCCGUGUUCCUAGUGAGAAGGUGACAGAGCUGCUGGAUCACAUCAUCCAGAGAGGGCCCGAAGCAGCACAGGGUCUGCUGGAACUAAUGAACGACCAAGCCCUGCAGGAAACCUUCCCAAUGCUUCGCUUUAUCAAGGAUCUGCAAGUCAACACACCGUCUUCAGGUUUUCUCUAUUUACAAGGAAAAAAAGAAACAUCAAGAAAGAAUAAAAGAGGUCCUGAUUUACAAGAGACCAUUCCAUCCAAACAGAUCUGUAACAAUGGCUCUCGCUUAGUUAAGGAGAAGCAGCUGAUGACUGUGGCUCGUACCAUUGGCAGAUCUUGGAGGGAGAUUGGCAGACUGGCUCUGGACGUCCCCUCUGUGAAGCUGGAACAGAUUGAAGAGGACCAUUCGCUCCAUGUGGAGCGAGUAUUUGCGAUGCUGCGCUACUGGCGUACCAGUCAGAGAGACAAAGCCACCGCAGCUCACCUGCACUCCCUGCUCAGUCAGGAAGACUGGGCGCUGCCACCUGAAAGCAUUGAUUUUCUGUUGGAGACCGACUGAGGCCUUCACUCUCUGGUACUUGCUGAGACUGAAACCCUUUUUGAAGGGUUUUUACUGGAAAUGAGUGUUUCUCAUCACAGACACUUUCAUUCCACAUCAGGAAAAAACAAAACUUGAAGACUUUGCUAUUUUAUGGAAUUACCCCACAGUACCAUGUAGUACUAUUGAGACAUCUUGUUCAAGAUCAAUGUUCAACUUAUGCUACUUUUAUGACAGAGCAGCUUUUAUUACAAUAAUAUAAAAAACUGAGUUUUGUUUUAUGAAAUUUCUUUGAAAGAGGUGUUUUUAUUUUCUGUUGAUAGUGUCUGUGGUAAUGGUUUUUUAUUCUCCUUACAUUCAAGGAUUUACAUUUAAUUUUAAUGUAAGUACAUUUGGGCAUUUUUAUGUUUUAACAUUUUGCUCAACUCAACAUUUAAUAAAUGUUCAGUUUGUUGGAGAAAAUGUAAUUUUCUCUGAAUGUGCAGGUGAUUAGGAGUCACAACAGUUUAGCUGACAUGUUUUUUGAUCUACAUAGCUUGGUCUUUACCUUACAUCUUGGUGUGUCACAAGCAAUCUGUGACACAGUCUGUAGAGAUAGCGGCUCUUGACAUCAUGUAAUGGAGGGUAGACAAGUAGUGUCUUAUGUUCCACAACACACUGAAUAAACUUAUACCCCAG
This is a messenger RNA of Siniperca chuatsi (mandarin fish), 1544 nucleotides long. RefSeq lists its product as uncharacterized. Gene Ontology annotation, molecular function: protein binding. Gene Ontology annotation, biological process: signal transduction; regulation of apoptotic process. NCBI's taxonomy places the organism in Eukaryota, Metazoa, Chordata, Actinopteri, Centrarchiformes, Sinipercidae. The record is from RefSeq and is a predicted model, not a curated record. Bases 192 to 887 code for a protein of 231 amino acids. The transcript has 4 exons.